Drosophila takahashii is the source of this 1901-nucleotide messenger RNA. Its product is annotated as transketolase-like protein 2. Gene Ontology annotation, molecular function: thiamine pyrophosphate binding; transketolase activity. The record is from RefSeq and is a predicted model, not a curated record. Lineage: Eukaryota; Metazoa; Arthropoda; Insecta; Diptera; Drosophilidae.
UAAUCAAAAUUGGGUUGUGAAAAUGUCGUACCCGAAACUGGACAGUAAGGUUUUGCAGAGCCUGAAGGACGUGGCCCAGAAGCUGCGGAUCCACUCGAUCACCUCGACGCAGGCGGCCAAGUCGGGCCACCCGACGUCCUGUGCUUCGCUGGCCGAGAUCAUGACGGUGCUGUUCUUCCAGCAGAUGCGCCUGAACCUGAAGCAUCCCCGCGAUCCCUCCAGCGAUCGAUUGAUCCUGUCCAAAGGACACGCCGCUCCCAUCUUGUAUGCCGCGUGGGCGGAGGCGGGACUCUUUCCGGUGGAGGAGCUGCGCAACCUGCGCAAGGUGGACAGCGAUCUGGAGGGACAUCCAACGCCCCGGCUGAGCUUCAUCGACGUGGGUACCGGAUCCCUGGGUCAGGGCAUCUCUGUGGCCGCCGGCAUGGCCUAUGUGGGCAAAUUCAUUGACAAGGCCGCCUAUCGCACGUACGUUCUCGUCGGCGACGGCGAAUCCGCCGAGGGAGCCGUCUGGGAAUCGCUCCACUUUGCCGGUCACUACUGCCUGGACAACCUGUGCGUGAUCUUCGACAUGAACAAGUUCUUCUGCUCCGACAUUUCCACCGAAAUGGAGGUCUACCGGGAGCGCUUGGACGCCUUUGGCUUCAAUGCCCUGGUUCUGAAUGGCCACGACAUCGACGAACUGGUCAAGGCCUUCCAGAAUGCGGCCAACACGAAGGGCAGGCCCACGGCUCUGUUGGCCAGGACCAUUAAGGGAAAGGACUUUCUGGGAGUCGAGGGGGUGGACGAAAUGCACGGACAGCCACUCGGAAAAAGAGCUGAGGCAGCAAUCAAGCAUUUGCAGAUGAUGAUUGCCAAUCCCAACGUGCGAUUGUCGCCGAAGAAGGUGGGAAAGUGUGGCCACGCCCCCGAGGUGGAUAUUAACAACAUAAUGCUGUGCAGUCCGCCCAACUAUCGGCUGGGCGAUUCGGUGGCCCCUCGCUUGGCCUACGGCACCGCCUUGGCCAAAAUCGCGGCUGACAACUGCCGGGUGAUAGCCCUCGAUGGCGAUACGAAGAACUCCACGUAUGCGGACAAGAUGAGGAAUGCAUUUCCGGAGCGAUUUAUCGAGUGCUUCAUAGCGCAGCAGAAUCUGGUGGGCGUGGCGGUAGGCGCCACCUGUCGGCGACGCACGGUGGCGUUCGUCUCGACCUACGCCACCUUCUUCACGCGGGCCUUCGAUCAGAUCCGCAUGGGCGCCAUUUCGCACACGAACGUGAACUUCGCGGGCUCCCACUGUGGCUGCAGUGUCGGCGAGGACGGACCCUCGCAGAUGGGCCUGGAGGACCUGGCCAUGUUCCGCAGCAUUCCCGGCAGCACGGUCUUCUAUCCCACGGACGCCGUCAGCACGGAACGGGCGGUGGAGCUGGCGGCCAACACGAAGGGGGUGUGCUUCAUCCGGACCACCUAUCCGAAUACCACGGUGAUAUACAACAACGACGAGAUCUUCGCCGUGGGCCUGGCCAAGGUGGUGCGCCAGAAGCCGUCGGAUGAGGUGCUGUUGAUUGGGGCCGGGGUCACACUGUACGAGUGCCUGGCGGCGGCGGAGAGACUGGAGGAGGACUGCAUCACGGCCCGGGUGAUCGACCCGUUCACAGUGAAGCCUCUCGAUGUGCGACUAAUCGUGAAGCACGGCAAGCUGUGCAAGGGCAGGAUCGUCGUGGUGGAGGAUCACUACCAGCAGGGCGGACUCGGCGAGGCAGUGCUCAGUGCCCUGGCCGACCAACGGAACUUCGUGGUCAAGCAUCUCUAUGUGCCCACUGUACCGAGAUCGGGACCACCGGCCGUUCUGCUGGAUAUGUAUGGCAUCUCCGCCAGAAAUAUCGUUAAAGCUAGCCUCGCCAUUAUGAAGAAGUGAUAUAUCU